Molecule: messenger RNA, 2112 nt
Organism: Penicillium olsonii
Lineage: Eukaryota; Fungi; Ascomycota; Eurotiomycetes; Eurotiales; Aspergillaceae
Source: the annotation of a GenBank genome assembly
AUGAAGCGCUUCAAGACCGUGUUCAGGAAAUCGGACACGUCCGAAACAUCGUCUCAUCGUAUCUGGCGCCGCAGUGCAGCGAAACCCCAGCCAGAGACCACGACUACGGAGACAGGCCAGGACCCGAUCGAAGGCGGAUCAUCCAGUGCUCAAAUCAUUUCCGAGGUCUCGUCGGAAGUGGCUCCUGUUGGUGACGUCGUUGUCGAAGAAACUCCCCAAGCCGACCCCAGCCCUCAAGCUGACGUUGUCGAUGAAUCAUCUCGGUCGAGACCCGGCAGUCAACGCUUGAAAAAGUUGGUCACUCGCUUCCGACUGAGUGGUUCUCAGGAGGACGAUCCUAUCACGCAGGUAUCUGGGCCAUCUCAGCCCGAGGCCAGUGAUGCAGGUGCUGCCAGGGAGCAAGCAGCGGGGGGUCCUUUGUCCUCUAAUCCUCCCGAACAACUCCCCGGUUACGAGAACAUCGUCGCUCGAACAAGCUCCCAAAUUGCCCGAGAUGCGCGCAACGUUGGUGGUCGACACAGUCACUCCCGGGGAUCUAGCCAAACUGAAGAUAUCAGUGAUCAGCCACCACAUAUCCCAGAAACACGCCUUGGGACGUCGCCUCUCGAUGAAGAUAUCGAGGAUUGGAUGUGGCCAGGGUUGAUGUAUAUCCCCGAAGAAGGCACGCAGAUUCGGGAUUUCUCAGAUCCAUUCUCAGACGGCAAAAGCACUGAGUAUCGGCAGUCCAACCCUGACAAACGACCUGCUGUAGCAGGGCCAUCUAGUGUAGCAGGACCAUCCAGACGUGCUCCCUAUCAAAGCCAAGACGAAAUGAGAGCCUCCGAAGGACCACUGGAGCCAAUUUCUGAGGCCGAAGCCGAUACAAUUGAUCAAAUUCAGAGGAUCGAUCACGCCGUUGCGGUCGAACCGCCUCAGCGCGCACCUUCGCAGAUCAUCCCAGGAAGACCCCGAGCGAGGGCUGUCUCAGCUGGUAGCGCUUCCAGUCAUAAUAGCACCCGCAAUUUGACUCCACAGAGUGCGAUUCUGAACUUCAAUCGCAUGGCAGCUCGACAUGGAAUUAGAGUGGGCAUAGCGUCCGAUGAAGCGCCUACCCCGCCACAGACACCGGUACCUGAUCAAGCAGAGCCAACUCGACGUGGGUUGUUUAGUCGACUCCGCAACGUACGAUCAAACUUGGAGACGGCCCAGGAACGGACGCCGAUUCUGCGACGCAUGAGAACCUUUGGGAAUCUUAGCCCUGCGCCGUUCACUUCACUUCGAGGACGAACGCUCGAAGAGUUGUCUCGGCUUGGUGGACACAGCUACAUCGUUUCCAAUGAGCUGGGCCCUUCUCCUCUGCAGCUGCCCGCAUCCAUAGUGUCGGCGAUCCUGUUCCUCUACACAUAUGGUCUCAACCACGGCCAGAUCUUCAGUCAAUCUGGCGACUUGAAAAUUGCGGCUCGCGUGUAUGAUAGCUGGGCGAAGGAUGUUUUUGAUGCCGAGAACAUCCAGAGUGAAAUUGAAUUGACGACCCGCGUCAUCGCGCUGCCGCCGCUUGGUAACGCAUCGACGAGUGUGCUGAGCGUGGGAUGGGCCCUGAAAGCGCUGUUGGCGGGGCUGCCGCGCGGGAUUCUCGGGAGUAACCGACUUUACCAGACUCUGUACAAUCUCUUUGCCAUUACGAUCCCGGAGAACACGGGCUUCAAGAUCCCCAGUCAUUUCCGCAGCGUGAAGUCCUCCGUCGCCGUUCGUGUCCAGCUCAUCUCCCUCGCCCUGAUUGGGCUAGCUUCGGAGAUGCAGCGCGACCUGAUCUGUGCGACGUUUGGUCUGCUUACUUUCCUGCUGCGCCCCGAAUCCACCCUUGGCCGACACGGUUCUCAGCGAUCGCAAGGCCCUCGACCACUCCCCGGGGCCGACGUCCGGGCCCUCGUCGCGCCACCCGAGUACUUGGAUUUGGUACGUGUCUUCGCUCCACUCCUUCUCGGGCAAGAGAACCGAGUACAAGUGCUAGAGGGGGUCGAGCAGGUGGAACAGGAGCUGGACGAGAGUCGUGUGUGCACUCUGUUGUUGGAUCACUGGCCUAAUGUGCAUCGUCAGCUGCAAUAUUGGUUGCGAGACGCCUUUAUCCCAUGA